AUGAACUCCGUUGAAAAGGACCAACCCCUUCAUUAUUCCGCAGAUCUCAACAACCGCUGCAGAAUGGACGAAGAUGAAGACGAUAUGAAUCGACAAGGCUCUUCGUCCCCAGUUGUUGUCGACGAGGAUGAAGAAACGCCCGAGAACAUGGAAGCAGACGAGGACCCAGAUGAGGAUGAACCGAAGGAAGGCGAGCCGAGGAGAGUCAAAAAGUUACGCAUCGUUAUCACACCGGAGGACCGCCGGAUUGCAGCUGCUUCAGAAGCUUCCGCUUCAUUGGCCCCACCACCACCAGCAGCCGUAGAGCCAGUCCCUAUACUCGACCCCGUCGCAGCCAAAGCGGAAAGGAAGCGGAGAAGACGUAAAGAACGGAACAAGUUCAAAUGGCAUGAACGGGUUUGGAGAAGAAGAUAUAGAUGGAUGGUUCGCGAGGAGCCGGACCCGGCCACGAUCUCUGAUCAUGCGAAGAGACAGGCGGCAAUCCGGGCCCUGUUUCGCAGCUGUGUGGAGGAGAUUUUCUUACAAGAAUGCUUUGAUAUGAUGCGGACUGUGAAGCUGAACCCGAAAGUGCCGUUGGACGGAUAUUUCAUACCCAUCAGGCCGCAAGGGAUUACGCCCCAGACCGAACGAGCUCAAGUCGAUAAGAUGGAGGAAAAAUGCGACGUGUGCGGGCGGACAAUUGCGGUGACCCGAUACGCACCCCAUCUGGAGAAAUGCGUAGGGAUGGGCAGGCGGGCCGCUCGACCGCAACGUGGCAAAUACACCGAACAACCCGAACCGUCGACCAGCGCAGCAGUUGAGGAGGGGAUGGAGGACGAGGAUGAUGCAUAUAAUCCGAUCAGCAGCGACGAAGAGGACUGGGCCCCCAAGAAGAAGAAAAAGAAGCCGCGGGGCAAGAAGAAA
Molecule: messenger RNA, 903 nt
Organism: Mesorhabditis spiculigera
Lineage: Eukaryota; Metazoa; Nematoda; Chromadorea; Rhabditida; Rhabditidae
Source: the annotation of a GenBank genome assembly